Molecule: messenger RNA, 1065 nt
Organism: Rotaria sp. Silwood2
Lineage: Eukaryota; Metazoa; Rotifera; Eurotatoria; Philodinida; Philodinidae
Source: the annotation of a GenBank genome assembly
AUGGAACCUGCUUUAUCAAAAGUAUCGAAGAUAGCAAAAUUAUCUCAUACAAGUACUGUUUUUGCAGCGAAACUAGAACAUAUUGGAAAAUCAAUUCCUAAACCUAUCAAAACUCGUUGGAACAGCCAAUUCAACACAGUUGAAAAAAUUUUAAGUAUACCAUCAUCAGAAUUAAAUGAAAUGUUAAUUUUAGUAAAACGUAAAGAUCUUUGUUUACUUACUAAAGAUUAUCAAAUGCUAAACGAAUUUAUAUCAUUAUUAACUUUAUUUGCUGAUGCAACAACAAUAACACAAUCUGAAAAUACACCAUCAAUAUCAUUUGUUGCACCUACUAUAUUAUCAAUUUACUAUGAUUUAUUAAAUGAACAAUCAAAUGUCUUAUAUACAUCAUCAUUAUGUCAUACAUUGUUAACUUCUAUAGUUUCUCGGUUUGGUGGUUUAUUAGAUGAAUUAGGUGUUAGUAUUGAUAAAUCGAUCAAACAAAAAGGUUCAUCUGAACUUUAUAGGGAUCAAAUAUUUAUUUAUUCACCAUUUCUUGAUGGAAAAUUCAGGUUACAUUGGAUUAUGGAAUCAUCAUUACCAUUAGAAACAAAAACUAUUAUUUGUGAUAAAAUUAAAAAUUUGAUAUAUGAUCAUUGUGUAGUACUUCAGCAUAGUGAUUGUUCAACAACAACACGUGAAGUUAAUGUUACUGAUGAUGAACAAUCAACAACAAUAACAACACCAAGACUAACACCAAAACGCAAAAGUCUUUUCUCAAAUAUUGAACGUAAAAAUAUUAAAAAGCAAAAGAUUGAUAAUUUUGCAUUUAUUAAAGAUGAAAUUACUAAUUAUCUUAACGAAGAUGAUAAUGAUUCCAAUCGGUUUAUUCUAAUUAAUGAACCGAUUAAAUACAAAGUAUUGAACCAAUUGGCGAAGAAGGUGUUGGCAGUUCCUGCAACAUCAUCACCGGUCGAAAGAAUAUUUUCACAAAGUGGCUUUAUAUUUCGACAACACAGGGCCAAGAUGUCAAGAAAGACUUUGCAAAUGUUAACCAUGUUAAAAUGUAAUAAGGAACUGAUGUAA